Syngnathus typhle (broad-nosed pipefish) is the source of this 1759-nucleotide messenger RNA. RefSeq names its product iroquois homeobox 1b (gene irx1b). Lineage: Eukaryota; Metazoa; Chordata; Actinopteri; Syngnathiformes; Syngnathidae. Gene Ontology annotation, molecular function: RNA polymerase II cis-regulatory region sequence-specific DNA binding; DNA-binding transcription factor activity, RNA polymerase II-specific. The record is from RefSeq and is a predicted model, not a curated record. Gene Ontology annotation, biological process: regulation of transcription by RNA polymerase II; cell development; neuron differentiation. Gene Ontology annotation, cellular component: nucleus. The coding region runs from base 199 to 1521 and encodes 440 amino acids. The transcript has 5 exons.
CGCGCGCAGCACUCCGCACUCGACGUGCCAAAGCCGGGCUUUGACUCGGACUGUUAGAAGCGCGCAAGUGGAAGCGUGACACUUUCCAAAAAAGGGGGACUCUGGUGAUUUAGAUUUUUAUUUUGAGCUUCUUCCAUUAUCUGAGAUUUCUCCACCUUUCCCUCCCACUGCUGAUUUUUGGGGGAGAUUUUACUGGACAUGGCUUUCCCUCAACUGGGGUACCCCCAGUUCCUCAACGCCGCCCAUGAAGUGUACGCGGGUGAACGACCGGCUUCUAGUCGGGAAGGAAGCAGCGAUAGCGGCGUGAGCUCAUCUGCAACAGCCGCUGCUGUCGGCUCCAUGCUGGGGAUGUACGGGAGUCCAUGGGCGGCCCCCAACUACAGUGCCUUUCUGCCAUAUAGCGGAGCACCAGACCUCGCCCUCAUCUCUCAAAUGGGCUCCCAGUACGAGUUAAAGGACAGCCCGGGUUCCCAUCCAGGCUCUCUACCUGUGCACGCCGCUCAAGGUUUCUACCCGUAUGGACAGUAUCCUUACGGAGACCCGUCGAGGGCCAAGACCGCCACACGAGAGACCACCAGCACCUUGAAGGCCUGGCUGCAGGAGCACCAGAAAAACCCUUACCCCACCAAAGGGGAGAAGAUCAUGCUUGCCAUCAUUACGAGGAUGACGCUCACACAGGUGUCCACGUGGUUUGCAAACGCACGCAGGCGUCUAAAAAAGGAGAACAAGGUGACGUGGGGCCGCAGCGCCGAAGACCGCGACGGACGCAUCUUCAGCAGCGACAACGAGGACGAGCAAGGCAAGAACGGCAGCGACGACGACGAAGACGAGGAGAUCGAUUUGGAAACGGUCGACAUUGAAAGACCGGAGGAACCGCGCGCCGCAGCGGAGCAGGGCUGCAGGAAGGGGGAGAAGGAAGCGGACGUGCCUGGCAGAGAGGCCGCGACGGAGCCUCGGAACUCGGAGAGCAACAGGACGCUUUCCGUGGACGCGGCUGUGGUCAAACUGGUGGAUCACUCCCCCAGCAGACAGGAGUGCCACAGACCACCGCAGAGCAAACCCAAAAUCUGGUCCCUGGCUGAGACCGCCACGGCACCGGACAACACGCACAAAGCCUCCCACGGGCACCACCCGGCUUUAGCGCAUGCCGGACACCCGGCGCUUCUCCCGGGCCAUGGGAUAUACACAUGCCAAAUCGGCAAACUCCACAACUGGGCCAACGCGGCUUUUAUCAACGCCAACUCGCUAUUAAACAUGAGGUCCCUGCUCGGAGGAGCGCAGGCCGGACAACUGCCUCUGCGCGGCCCUGCGCUCCCCGCGCGUCAUGACGCACGACCCGGACAUGGAACUUCGGGGACAGAAGAUGACAGUGACGGAGACUCGUCUGGAAGCUUUAGUCCAAAAAGAGAUGAUGAUGACAGCGACCACAGGUCGGAUUCCCUUAAGUCUCCAUUCCAGCUCAUCACUGACAGACCUCACCAUGGCAGAGGAGCACAGCGAGCUUUAACAUCAACAUUAUGAAAAUACUAACCAACGACAAAAAAAAAAAAGAAAUUAUUUAACUGAGAACUAUUUCACAAAGAUAUUUUUGACGGGACGACCUGUUAAGAGUGUUACCGUUUAGCCUAUACUUGUUAAAGAGAUGUUUUCAUGUCAACAAUUUGCUUGUACCUCUCAUUUCUGUAUGUUCUUUUACUCUCUUACUGUCUCUUUUGAAAAUUGUAAAUAUAGGAUAUGGAUGGUCUUUAAAGAAUCUAUU